GGGGAGUUGGAUCGCAGGGGACAGCAGAAGCGAAGCCCAGCCCGUGGAUCACCUGGCGGCUCGCAGGCUGUCUGAAUGCAGCCCUAACCUACACGCUCGCGCACUUCCCCCUGCUUCAGCCAGUCAGACUUUGCUGGCUGCCUGCCCGGGACCAGUCCUGCCAAAGGCUUCUUUCCAUGACCCCCUCAUGUAAUCAUCACCGCAAUUUUUUCAUUUUGUAUUAAUCCAAUGUGGAUACCGAUGCACAGAAAGGUGAAGAAAAUGCACAGAAGUGUUCAGCCGCGACAGGGUCUCCCUGUCCUCGCCUGUACCUGCGACACCCGCCUUCCCUCUCCCUGCGUUGCAGAGUGUCCCCCACCCACCGUCCUGUGCGCAGACCCAAGCCCAGUCCCAUCCCCGCGGCCUCAUCCCAAAUCCCGAGUGGACGUGGUUAUAGCCUGGGCUAGGUUUGUUUGUUUGGUUGGUUGGUUUUUCUUUCUUUUCUUUUUUUUCUUCGUGACAGAGUCUCGCUCUGCCGCCCAGGCUGGAGUGCAGCGGCGCGAUCUGGGUUCGCUGCAACCUCUGCCUCGCGAAUUCAAACGAUUCUCUUGCUUCAGCCUCCCAAGUAGCUGGGACCACAGCCUCUUCUCACCCUAGGAGCUGUACCCAAAGCUCUGAAUGAGACUGUCCCUGCCCCGCCCCAUCCACUCCUGGUCCAGCUCAGCAGUGACCUUGGAACUCCAGGAGCAGCUCAGUACCCCUGUCUCCGAGUCAGCUCUGCUCCAGGCAGGGCCAGAAUCUGGAGUGUGCAGGAGGCCGGAUGGCAGGGGCAUUGCCCCAGGACUGAGCCGUAUUCUGAGGGUUCCCAGAGACCUGACCUCCUACUUGUAUACAGUCUCUUCAGUCAACAUCUGCCUUAAAGGCUGUGACCCAGGCACCUUCCCUGGGAAUUAACUCCAGUAUUGUCCUCUGGGUCGUCACAGUCCUUGGCAGCCUCUCCUUCCUGGGGUUACACCCAGUUCCUCUGCUCUUCUCCAGUGGAUGGAAUCUCCUUCUCCUUGACACACAGCAUCUGGAGCCACCAAUCUGCUGCCCCACUCAAAUGUGAGGACCGCACAUGCCUGAGCUCCUGCUGUCUGCACACCACGCACCGUGGGGGUUCCUUAUGACCAGAGACACAGUCUGAAACAGACCUGAAUUUGCUAAACCCUCUAGAGCUCAACAGGACCUAAGCCUUGAUAUGGUUCUGUGUGCUCCUCCCAGGGCGCCCGCUGUCCCCGAGCUCCGGGCCUGAGUGCUGGCUGGCGGAGACCGCACAGUGGGUGCCCCGCUGCCGGACGAUGCCCCUGGGCUUCCAGAUCCAGAGCCUCGGGACGAAACUGUUUUAGGAAGACCCGGAAGGACUCGCCGGUCGCGGCAAGGGACAGGCGGUUCCUGAGACAGGAGGAGCCAGGAAAUGCGGGGCCUGGUGGGGUGAGGAGCACGGGGUUCCUCCUUCAUCCUCGCGGGGACUUUGCCACCGGCUCAGUGUGGAGGCCUCACCGUCCCGCCCGGAUCCGUGGGGCUCCGACAGUGUGGCCCCUGCGAGGACACCCCUAUCCUCCUUGCCCUGGGGCUGCUGCGGGAGGGCGCCCGGGCCGCACUAGGUCCUGAGUGUCCAGGGUCCGGCAGGGGCUUCCCGUUGUCGCCUCCCUGACCCCGCCGCUUGCGGUCCAGGGCUGCUGGUUUCUUCGCUGGGCUGGGAGGCCCUAGCAUGGACGUCGUGAGGCGGAGAAAACCUUGGCAUAGGUGGAAAAGAAGGAUUGGAGGGAGGGCGGCAGAAAGAGAGAGGAAGGAAACAGGGCCGGAGAACAAUGAGAAACCCCCACCACGAAAAUGGGGAGAGGGGGACACGCACAGCCCCCACACUCCACCGACUCUCCGUCUCCUGCUCUCUGCCCAGUAAGGAACACAGGCCCCACCCCCUCCACCCUCAACUGUGUUUGGGAUCAGCCAUUUCAGCGGGGUGAGGCGUCCCCUUGCGGGUGCGAUUGGCAUUUCCCCGAGGGUUGUGAACACUGAACACCUUUUCCUGGGCUCACUGCCAUUUGCAUUCUUCUUCUGAUGCCAGCGGGAAAGGGGAGGUCCCCAAACGCCGGUGGGACCUCGACUCCAGCCAGUGUCCAGACUCUUGAUAUUGCCGGGGAAAUGAAUUCAAGGACCAGUAGGAAAUAGAGAAAGGAGGGAGAUUUAUUGUAAAAGGCAAAGUACACAGUCAAGUAAAGGGAGUGCAGGGGAACUCAAGAGAGAAGCAGGUGCAAGUUUGGGGCUGCCACCUUUCUGGGUUUCUUUAACCAAGGAGUGGAAUAUUCAUGAAAAUUCCUGGAAGAAGGUAGAGAUUUCUCAGAACUGUGGUGCCCCGCAGUUUUACACUAAAUAUAAGUGUUCUCAGAACUGCUCAGGAGCUGGCUGGUGUGUGUUUAGUAUGUUAAUCAGCAUGUAAUGAGGUCCUAGGUGAAACCUAGGUCAAAUGCAGGGCCUUGUUGGGUCCAGUCAUUCUUAGCCAGCUUGGUCCACAUGCUGUUUUUCAGCAUCUUAUCAGCCCAGAGCCUCUGCACAUAUUUCAACAGAUUUCUUGUGCUAGUCACCUGAAACUGCUGCCUGAAAUUUUCUGCUUUUGCGACCACCGUGUAGUAUACCUGUCUUACUUUGGAGAAAUGUCUAUUCAAAUUCCUUGCAUAUAUUUAAAUUGGGUUAUUUCACUUUAUAAUGUUGAGUUGCAACAUUAUAUAUUAUAUAUAAUAUAUAAUUGCAAUUAUAUUUUGUUGCAAUAUUAUAUAUUCAGAAUACCAGUCCCUUACCUGAUAUAUGAUUUUUAUUUUAUUUUUUAAAUUUUAUUUAUUUAUUUAUUUUUUAAUUUUUAAAUAAUUUUUUAAAAUUAUACUUUAAGUUCUAGGGUACAUGUGCACAACGUGCAGGUUUGUUACAUAGGUAUACAUGUGCCAUGUUCGGUUGUGCACCCAUCAACUCGUCAUUUACAUUAGGUAUUUCUCCUAAUGCUAUCGCUCCCCCAGCCCCUCACCUCCCAAUAGGGCCCAGUGUGUGAUGUUCCCCGCCCUGUGUCCAUGUGUUCUCAUUGUUCAACUCCCACCUAUGAGUGAGAACAUGUGGUGUUUGGUUUUCUGUCCUCGUGAUAGUUUGCUUAGAAUGAUCAUUUCCAGCUUAAUCCAUGUCCCUGCAAAGGACAUGAACUCAUCCUUUUUUAUGGCUGCAUAGUAUUCUGUGUUGUAUAUGUGCCACAUUUUCUUAAUCCAGUCUAUCACUGAUGGACAAUUCUUUGCUAUUGUGAAUAGUGCCACAAUAAACAUAUAUGUGCAUGUGUCUUUACAGUAGCAUGAUUUAUAAUCCUUUGGGUAUAUACCCAGUAAUGGGAUGGCUGGGUCAAAUGGUAUUUCUAAUUCUAGAUCCUUGAGGCAUCACCACACUGUCUUCCACAAUGGUUGAACUAAUUUACACUCCCGCCAACAGUGUGAAAGCGUUCCUCUUUCUCCACAUCCUCUCCAGCAUCUGUUGUUUCCUGACUUUUUAAUGAUUACCAUUCUAACUGGUGUGAGAUGGUAUCUCAUUGUGGUUUUCAUAUGCAUUUCUCUGAUGGCCAGUGAUGAUGAGCAUUUUUUCGUAUGUCUGUUGGCUGCAUAAAUAUCUUCUUUUGAGAAGUGUCUGUUCAUAUCCUUUGCCCACUUUUUGAUGGGGUUGUUUUUUUUUUUUCUUGUAAAUUUGUUUAAGUUCUCUGUAGAUUGUGGAUGUUAGCCCUUUGUCAGAUGGGUAGAUUGCAAAGAUUUUCUCCCAUUCUGUAGGUUGCCUGUUCACUCUGAUGAUAGUUUCUUUUGCUGUGCAGAAGCUCUUCAGUUUAAUCAGAUCCCAUUUGUGUACUUUGGCUUUUACUGCCAUUGCUUUUAGUGUUUUAGUCGUGAAGUCUUUGCCCAUGCCUAUGUCCUGAAUGGUAUUGCCUAGGUUUUCUUCUAGGGUUUUUAUGGUGUUAGGUCUAACAUUUAAGUCUUUAAUCCAUCUUGAGUUAAUUUUUGUAUAAGGUAUAAGGAAGGGAUCCAGUUUCAGCUUUCUACAUAUGACCAGCCAGUUUUCUCAGCACCAUUUAUUAAAUAGGGAAUCCUUUCCCCAUUGCUUGUUUUUGUCAGAUCAAAGACCAGAUGGUUGUAGUUGUGUAGUGUUAUUUCUGAGGCCUCUGUUCUGUUCCAUUGGUCUAUAUAUCUGUUUUGGUACCAGUACCAUGCUGUUUUGGUUACUGUAGCCUUGUAGUAUAGUUUGAAGUCAGGUAGAGUGAUGCCUCCAGCUUUGUUCUUUUGGCUUAGGAUUGUCUUUGCUCUGCAGGCUUUCUUUUGGUUCCAUAUGAAGUUUAAAGUAGUUUUUCCAAUUCUGUGAAGAAAGUCAGUGGUAGCUUGAUGGGGAUAGCAUUGAAUCUAUAAAUUACCUUGGGGAGUAUGGCCAUUUUCACAAUUUCCUAUCUAUGAGUAUGGAAUGUUCUUCCAUUUUUUUGUGUCCUCUUUUAUUUAGUUGAGCAGUGGUUCAUAGUUCUCCUUGAAGAGGUCCUUCACAUCCCUUGUAAGUUGGAUUCCUAGGUAUUUUAUUCUGUUUGUAGCAAUUGUGAAUGGGAGUUCACUCAUGAUUUGGCUCUCUGUUUGUCUAUUAUUGGUGUAUAGGAAUGCUUGUGAUUUUUGCACGUUUAUUUUGUAUCCUGAGACUUUGCUGAAGUUGCUUGUCAACUUUCCGCCAACAACCACACAGUCUGCUCCCACACACUCUCUACCACACAAGCCCUCCAGCACCCCCAGGGUUCUCUGCCCUUGAUCUUUCCCCUGCACUUUGCUGCAGACACUCACCUGCACCCAGGGGCUCACCAGACAUUUUUCACCCCUCUCCUCACUAUUCACUGCCACCACCCAAGUCACAUCCUUUAGUUCCCCAUCUCAGCCUGGCACUUUUACCCACACAAACCUCACUCACCUCUCCAUCCAUGAAGGGUCCUCACCACUUUCUCCAGCAACCAGGGGGACCCAGGACCCACUUACCAGGAAUCCAGAGUCUUUUUCAGACCCACAGAGGAUGAUUCUUCUGUGUAGCACUAGGUGAGCCUGACAUAAUUUAAGUGGUGGUUGGAGGCUGAGGGAACGACUGAAUGAAUGAGAGUUGUGGGAGUGAAUGGGCUCAGAAGAAAACCCCAGGUGCAGAAGGGGAGCUGCAGUGGAUGCUGUAGCCCCCAGAGGCCUGAAGGUGGCGGUACCGUGGUUGGAGACCUCCAGGCUGGGCAGAAUUUGGAAAUAUGUGUAGUCACCUGGGUGCCCACAGAGUUUUUCCAAAGAGGAGAAAUUUUGGCUUACAACAGGUAUAGAGCUCCAUCAGCAUAGAAUCUUUUAAUAAACUUGUUGAUCACAGGACAGGAAAUUGCUGUCUUCAGCCCAUUUGAUUGAGACCAGAGUGUACUUGGGACAGAAAAAUCCUAACCAGAGCCAUUGGCAAGUGAAGGAAAGAAAAGGCGUUCAAACAGGAAAAGAAAAAGUCAAACAUGUCUCUUUGCCAGUGAUGUGAUUCCAUACAUAGUAAACCCUAAAGACCCUGUCGGAAGGCUCCUGGAACUGACAUAUCAAUUCAGUAAAGUUUCAGGAUACAAAAUCAAUGUACACAAUCAAGAGCAUUCUUAUACACCAAUAACAUUCUAGCUGAGAAUGAAAGCAAGAACACAAUCGCAUUUACAAAACCAACAAAGAAAAGUAAAUGCCUAAUAGUUAAUCUAACCAAAGAGAUGAAAGAUCUUUCCAAGAAAACUACAAAACGUGGCUGAAAAAAUAUCAGAGACAACACAAAUAAGUGGAAAAAAUAUUUCAUGCUCAUGGGUUGGAAGAAUCGAUAUAGGCAAAAUGGCCAUACUUCCAAAAGCAAUUUAUAGAUGCAGCGCUAUCCCUAUCAAAAUACCAAUGUCAUUUUUCACAGAAAAAUCUAACCUAAAAAUUAUUGGGAAUUUAAAAAGAGCCCAAAUAGCCAAAACAAUCAUAAGCAAAAAGAACAAAGCCAGAGACAUCACAUUGCCUGACUUCAAACUAUAAUAUAAGGCUACAGUGAUCAAAACAGAAUGGUACUGGUACAAAAAUAGACACUUAGAUCAGUGGAACAGAAUAGAGAACUCAGAAAGAAACCUUCACACCUACAGCCAUCUAACCUUCAACAAAAUCAACAAAAAUAAGCAAUGGGGAAAGACUCCCCAUUCAACAAAUGGUACUGGGAUAUCCAUGUGCAGAAGAAUGAAACUGAACCUUUACAUUUCACCAUAUAUGUAAAAUAACUUGAUAUGGAUUAAAGAUUUAAAUGUAAGUCAUAAAACUAUAAAAAUCCUGGAAAAUAACCUAGGAAAUACCACUCUGGACAUAGGGCCUGGGGAAGAUUUCAUGAUGAAGACACCCAAAGCAAUUGCAACCAAAACUGAAAAUUGCCAAAUGGGACUUCAUUAAACUAAAGAGCUUCUGCACAGCAAAAGAAACUAGGAACACAGUCAACAGCCUAUAAAAUGGGAGAAAUGUCUGCAAACUAUGCAUCUGACAAGCGUUGAAUAUGCACAAUCUACAAGGAAAUUAAACAAUUAAACAAGCAAGAACAAAAAACCCAGUUAAAAAAUAAGCAAAGAAUGUGAACAGACACUUUUCAAAAGAAGACCUACAAGUGGCCAAGAAACAUGAAAUGAUGCUCAAUAUGAGCAAUCAUCAGAGAAAUGCAGAUCAAAACCACAGUGAGGUACCAUCCCAUACCCAUCAAAAUGGCAAUCCUUAAAAUUUCAAAAAAACCACAGAUAUUGGUGAGGCUGAGAAGAAAAGGGAACACUUAGACACUUUUGCUGGAAAGGCAAACUAGUACUAACUAGUUCAGCCACUAUGGAAAACAGUUUGGAGAUUUCUCAAAGAACCAAAAAUAGAACUACCAUUUGACCCAGCAAUUCCACUGCUGGGGAUAUACUUAAAGGAGAAUAAUUUAUUCAGUCCAAUAGACCCGUAUGUUCAUUGCAGUGCUAUUCUCACUAGCAAGGACACAGAAUCAAUCUAAGUGCCCAGGAGCAGUGGACUGAAUGAAGAAAACCUGAUACAUAUGGAUCAUGGAAAUCCAUGCAGCCAUGAAACGCAACAAAGUCAAGUUCUUUUCAGCAACAUGGUUGGAGUUGGAGGCCAUUAUCCUAGGUGACCUAACACAAGAACAGGCAACUGCACACCGCAGGUUCCCGUUUAUAAGUGGGAGCUAAACAUUAAAUACACAUGAAUGUAAAGAUGGGAACCACAGACACUGGAGAUCACUAGACAGGGGAGUGGGGAGGGGCACGUGGGCUGAAGAACCACCCACUGGGUAUGAUGCUUACUGUCUGGGAUUAUUGGGACCCCAAGCCGCAGCCUCCCACAAUUGACCCAUGUAACAAACCUGCACGUGUACUCUUUAUAAUAAAAGUUGAAAAUAAAAAUGAAUAAAUAUGAUGGCGAGGAUGUGGAGAAAUAAGAGCUCUUCUACACUGUUGGUGGGAGUGUAAAUUAGUUCAACCUUUGUGGAAGACAGUGUGGUGAUUUGUCAAGGAUCUAGAACCAGUAAUACCAUUUGACACAGCAAUCCCAUUACUGGGUGUAUACCCAAAGGAUCAUAAAUCAUUCUACUAUGAAAACACAUACACAGGUAUGUUUAUUGCAGCACUAUUUACAAUAGCAAAGACUUGGAACCAACCCGAAUGCCCAUCAAUAAUAGACCGGAUAAAGAAAACGUGGCACAUAUAUACCAGGCAAUAGUAUGCAGCCAUAAAAAAGAAUGAAUUCAGGCCGGGUGCGGUGGCUCACGCCUGUACUACCAGCACUUUGGGAGGCCAAGGCGGGCAGAUCACGAGGUCAGGAGAUCAAGACCAUCCUGGAUAACACGGCAAAACCCCGUCUCUACUAAAAAUACAAAAAAUAGACGGGUUUGGUGGCAGGCGCCUAUAGUCCCAGUUACUCGGGAGGCUGAGGCAGGAGAAUGGUGUGAACCUAGGAGGCAGAACUUGCAGUGAGCCGAGAUUGCGCCACUGCAUUCCAGCCUGGGUGACAGAGUGAGACUCCAUCUCAAAAAAAAGAAAAGAAAAAAAAAAGAAUGAGUUCAUGUCCUUUGCAGGGACAUGAAGCUGGAAACCAUCAUUCUCAGCAAACUAACACAGGAACAGAAAACCGAAUGUUCUCACUCAUAAGUGGGAGUUGACCAAUGAGAACACAUGGACACAGGGAGGAGAACAUCACACACCGGGGCCUGUCAGGGGGUGGGGGGCAAGGGGAGAGAGAGCAUUAGGACGAAUACCUAAUGCAUGUGGGGCUUAAAACCUAGGUGACGGAUUGAUAGUUGCAGUAAACCACCAUGGCAGAUGUAUAACUAUGUAAAAAACCUGCGUGUUCUGCACAUGUAUCCAAUAACUUAAAGUAAAAUUUAAAAAUAAAAAUGAAUAAACAAAUUGACAUGAGGCAAAAAAAGUGGGUUUAACUGACACAGGCAAGAGAGAACUCUGCACUAUAAACUCUAACCCUGCCCUAGAAAAAUAAACUCUAGUCAUUUAAAAUAAUUAUAAGGUGUAUGAUCAUAAUUUUAUAAAAAUUGAAGAUGAUUCUACUAAAACCCUAACAUUAAACUGUGCAUAAUGGAAUUUCAGAUGAUUUCCACCUUGUUCUUUAUUCCUUUUUUGUUCCAUUUUCAAGUGACAUUUUUUGUUUAUCCUCAGGAACUCAUUGCUCCCAGCUGUCCCCUUCUGUACCCACCCUCUCCUUUUCCAGGGUCCACCCCAGCUCUUCCUCUGACCUGAAACUAUGGCUUCCUUGGCACUGAAGGCACAGGAGGUGCAUUCAGCCUCGGGAGAGAGGAGGACAGGGGCAGGUAGUGGAGGUGGUCUCGGCUCAGACGAAUCUAACAGUGCCCAGUCUCCAUUGCAGAUGGUUGCAUUUCUCCACAUGUUAUCUACAAGCAAACCAAACUUACCACUUUCCUGAUUGGUUUCUCACUCUGCCCAACUCCUACUUGAAAAUUCAUAUUCUUCCACCUAACAUUUCUUUCUACUUCUUGUCUUCACAAUAUAUUCUGAUUUAUUGUGCCUAGGAAACACUGGUCUACACCACGUCCUAAGUUACCAUCUAAAGUGUAGUGAACAAAUGGACAGGAAAGAGGCCCCUGCCCCAAUCACUGCCUCUCAUUUAUUCACUCACAGAGUAAGUACAGCCUCAGAACCAACAGUGAGCUGUGCUGUGGAUACUUCUCUGAGGAAGACAGACAAAAUCCCUGCUCCAGUGGGGACAGCAGGUGAACGUAAUGAGCAGGUGCAUUGCAUCGGGUGUAGGAAAGUGACAGAUGAUUCAGGCGGUGGGGAGCAAGGUAAUGGAGAGGAAGAGUGGGAAGGGAGUCUCCAGGUCCUCAAUAGGCUAAACAGGAAGGACUCCCAAAAAAGUAACAUGUGUGUCCUGGCUUCAUGGAGGUGAGCAUUCCUGCAGGAGGCAGAGCCCAUGAAAUGUACUGGAGUGGUCCAGGGAAAAUCCAGAAGGUGCCUUUGUAACAUUUUCAAGACAACCCCACAAAAAAAGAAUACCCAAGAAUGUAUUCAUUAAGUAGUCAGGAGCAAACAAUAAAUAUUUAUGACCUAGCAAUUUUAUUGCCAUUUAAGAAAAUAUUUCACAUAAAUUGAAAAAGUAGUAUGUUUAUUUCUUUCUUAAAUAAGCACAAAUGUUUACUAAUGGACAUGUGUACCUACUGGGCACUGAACAACUUCUCAAACUUUGGAAGCAGAUUGGACACAGCCACCCUGAUUUCGUAUUUCAUACCUAUUUUUGCAGGGAUUCUUGGUUUUUUAUCACAGCAACUGUUGAAAUCACAGAUUGUAAAACUACAGUCAUCUAAAGCAAUGGUGCAUAGUCUGAUGUUGAAACUAUAAAAUACUUUGGAUCAGUACUUCCUGCGGUGUCCAGCAGAUGGCACCAUUAAUCUUUCAAAUAUUUCAAUAAGCCCAGAGGGUUUGCUCACAGUGAGUUUGUGACAUCAUGGUGGAUGAGACAAUUGUGACAUCGUGGUGGAUGAGACAAUUGUGACAUCAUGGUGGAUGAGAGAUCAAUAAAGAGUUUAUUUCAGGGGAUUGGGGCAGUUCCUCUCACCCUGCAGAUCAAGAUGCCCUGAGGGCAAAGAGCAGAGGGGUGCUCUCUGGUGGCCCAGCAGUUCUGCCCCAGGGGAGAGGUUUCUCUUCUACUACAGCAAAAACCCACAGGACGCUGCUUCAUCCCAGAACCAAGGAUACCAGGAAGGAAGGUCAGAGUGAGGAGGUGUCUGAGUGUUUCAGAUCACACAGUGACAUACUGCUUGAUGGCUUCAGAAAUCCUUCAUGAGCUGGGAGACAGCCCCAGAGGUGACAGUUUCUACAAGAGCAGUCUGAAAUGCCACCUCCCAAGAAACCUCCAUGCAUCUUCCCAAGCAGAAUGAGUCACCCCUUCUUCUGCCCUUUCAUAGCCCCAACCAUCUCGAGGACAACACAUCAGCAGCAGCAGCCAUGUGGAUGUUUGUUUCUGUACCUGGAUUCUAAGUGCCUGGAGGACUGGACAUAUCUGGUUUCUAAGUUCCAGGAGGACUGGACACAUCCAUCACCCACGUGUAAACCCAGCACCUAGCACAGUGCCUGCCAUCCGAUAGGGUUUAAGACGCAUGGGAGGAAUCUAAUCAUCAGACUACCAAAGGGCUGCUAGAACUCAGAAAGGGAUCCCCAUCAUUUGGGGGAUGGGAUAAAGGUCUUCAUUUCUGUUAUUUCCAGCACCAACCUCCAUGGCUCCACUCAUUCCUGCUCCUUCCUCCUGCUAAGAUUGGCUGGUCAGGAGAGGGGUAGGGGCAGGAGCAGCUAUACCUGGUCUCCUCCACCACCCACGGUGGGGUGCACCCUUGGUGGGACCUGGUGAGCAUGACAGCACCUGGCCUAGGGGACCUGGAGCCUCCACAGCCCCACAGAGAGCAAGAGGAGCUGUUCAGCCACUUGCAGAGACAGAGAGUGCUUCAAGGACUACGUGGAGCUCUGGAGAAGCAGGGAAUUCAGGGCCCUCUUUUGUGAGGCAUGAGAAAUUUAGGCAGGAUCACGUCUACAAAAGAGGCUGUCACUUUGGCUUAUCAAUAUUUUCACCUCAUUACCCCUUCCAGAUCAGAGUGGGUGCUUUAUUUGUUUUUAUGGAUUAUUGUGUCAACCAAAACGAGAGUUCAGAGUCACUCUAAAGAUUUGAAACUCCUUCAAGAUUUGAUGAAUGUGCAUUUUGAUGCCACAUCUAUUUUUAGAAAGCUGUGGCUGAAUAAAGCAUUUUAUUGUAUAGCAUUACCCAAGUUACUUAUAUGGAAUUUUAAUCUACAUAAUGUCAUACAACCAUGUGAAAAGUAAAAACUAAAAAGCCAUAACUUUUUGGGCCAGAAGUGGUGACUCAUGCCUGUAAUCCCAGAACUUUGGAAGGCCAAUGUUGAGGCUAGGAGUUGGAGAUCAGCCAUGGCAAGUAACAUGGUGAGACCCUGUCUCUACAGAAAAUUUAAAAAAUUGACCAGGUGUAGUAGCAUGUGACUGUAGUCCCAGCUCCUCAGGAGGCUAAGGUAGGAAGAUCACUUGAGCCUGGGUGACAGUGUGAGAGCCUGUCUCAAAGAAAACAACAACAAUUGCAGCAGAAACAACAACCAAAAAAUAUAAACCCAAGUAAACUAAAUUGACAGAAGAAUUGUGGGACCCAAAUGACCAAAUAAUGUGAUUUUUCACUUUUGAUGAAUUAAAGGGUAUGCUGAGUGUCAGUAUUCCCAGAAUGUUCCAUCUCAUGAAAUAUGAUUUCCUCUGGCGAACCCACUCCCUAGUCCAGGUCCUCUGAGAAGCAGGUUCCUACAUGGGAUUCACAUGAGGGGAUUUCACUGGUGCAAACCCUGGGAGAACCGUUCAGUAGGAGGCAAUUCUGACCCCAAGUGCAGGAGGGAGGGAUAGGAGGUGGGGCAGGUGCCUCCUACACUACAGUGAAUGGUGCUGGGACAACUGGAUGCUGCAUGCAGAAGAAUGAGGCUGACCCCUUCCUUACAGCACACACAAAAACUAGUUCUAGAUGAAUGGCAGAUGUUCACCUAAGACAUGAAACUAUGAAAGUCUCAGAAGAAAGCAGAGCAGUAAAUUUUUGUGACCCCGGAUUUGGCUAAUGCUUCUUAAGUACUGUAUGCCAGUAGCAUAAAUGACAAAAUAAAAGGUAGUUUAAUUUCAUUUCAUGCAAAUGUAAAACUUUUGUGCUUCAAAAAGGACUCCAUUUAGGUUAAAAAAAUCCUUAUAGAAUGAGAGAAAGCAUUUGAAAAUCGUAUAUCUAGUAAGGGACUGGUAUCCUGAAUACAUAAAGAACUCUUGCAACCCAACAUUAUAAAGCAAAAUAACCCAAUUUAAAUAUAUGCAAAGAAUUCAAAAAGAUGUUUCUCCAAAGUGAGACAGGUAUAAUACAGUGUGGUCACAAAAGAAGAAAUAACUUUAGGCAGCAGUUUCAGGUGACUAGCAAAAGGAAUCUGUUGAAAUAUCUGCAGAGGCUAUGGGCUGAUAAGACCCUAAAAGACAGGGUAUGGACCAGGCUGGCUAAGAAUGAGUGGACCCAACAUGGCCCUGAGUUUGGCCUCGGUUUCACCUAGGACCCUAUUAUACACUAAUUGACAUACUAAACGCACACACACCAGCGUCUUGGCAAUUCUGAGAACACCAAUAUUUGGUGUAAAAAUGGGUGGCACCACAGUUCUGAGCAGUCUCCACCUUCUUUUAGGAAUUUUCAUGAAUAUUCCACCCCUUGUUAAAGAAACCCAGAAAGGUGGCAGCCCUAAACCCCCUUGCACCUGCCUCUCUCUUGAGUUCCCCUGCAUUCCCUUUACAUGAGUGUGUACUUUUCCUUUUACAAAAAAAUCUCCGUCCUUUCUCUAUUUUCCUACUGGUCCUAGAAUUCAUUUCCCCAGGCGGUGUCAAGAGCCCGACACCGGCUGGGGUCGAGGUCUCAUCAGAGUUUGGGGACCACCGGUUGCCCACUGGCAUCAGAAGAAGAAUGCAAAUGGCAGUGAGCCCAGGAAAAGGUGCUCAGUGUCCACAGCCCUCAGGGAAAUGCCAACCUCACCCACAAGGGGACGCCUCACCCCACUGGAAUGGGUGACCCCAAACACUGUGAGGCUGGAGGGGGUGGGGCCUGCGUUCCUUACAAGGCAGAGAGCAGGAGACGGAGAGUUGGUGGAGUGUAGGGGGCUGUUCCUGUGUCAUCCUCUUCCCGUUUUCCUGGCGGAGGUUUCUCUUUGUUCUCUGGCCCUCCCUGCUUCCUUCCUCUCCCUUUCUCUGGUUCUCCCUCCCAUCCUUCAUUUCCAACCAUCCCAAGGUUUUCUCUGCCUCACGACGUCCAUGCUCGGGGCCCCCAGCCCAGUGGAGAAACCAGGAGCCCUGGACCGCUAGCGGCGGGGUCGGGGAGGCGACAACGGGAAGCCCCUGUUGGAUCCUGGGCACUCAGGACCUAGUGCGCCAUGGGCGCCCUCCUGCAGCAGCCGCAGGGCAAGGAGGAUGGGGGUCCUCGUGGGGGCCACACUGUCGGAUCCCCAGGGAUCCGAGCGGGACUGUGACGUCUCCACACUGAGCCGGUGGCAAAGUCGCCGCGAGGAUGAAGGAGGAACCUCGUGCUCUUCACCCCACCAGGCCCCGCAUUUCCUGUCUCCUGCCACGGUUCCUUGUCGCGACCGGCGAGUCCUCCCAGGUCUUCGAAAGGCCGUUUUGUCCGGAGGCUGUGGACCCGGAGGCCCGGGAGCAUCGGCGGGCAGCGUGGCACCCACUCCGCGGUCUCAACCGGGCAGGACCCGGGUCCGGAGCUCGGGCGAAGCGGGCGUCCUAGGAGGAGCGUGCAGAACCCGGAGAGGACGCAGCAGGGUGAAAACUGAAACCGCAUAUGCGAACUGUCUCCGAAAGUCAUCUGUGGUUGAAAUCAGAAAUCACCUAUAAUAUCCCCUUUGUGGCAACACCGUUGGGUAAAUAUCUAGAACCAGUGCCUCGUCACUGCAGCAGACCCGCACGCAGCUGCCCGGGUUCCCCUCCCCGGACCCUAGUGGCCCCCAACAGAUCAGGCGAGCCCACCGUGUGACCGUCCCUGGGACUCUCGGCCCCACUCUUCCUUACUACUUCACCUCCACAUUUUCACCUGUUUCAGAAUCAAAACCCUGAAAAGUCAUGUGUGAAAGGCUCCCCCGCCCCUGCCUGCGUCCACUCUCAUUGGCCACACGCCAGGGAGGAAAGUUUAUUUGAUUCUUCUCAUCUUUCCAGGGAGUCUUUAUGCCGUUUCAAACGAAUAUAAAUACAUAUUCUCAAUUCAGACGCGGAUAUUUUUGACCCUUGAUGAACCCUGUCACCCUGUCCUUCAGGAAGCCUGUACCAGUUUCCCCUCCCUCUACGGUGGAUGUUUCACCAUCCUCUGCCCAAGCUGGGUCAUCACAAUCACAGACAAGAGUGUCGCCAGCAUUGCCAUCCCGUGACAUGAGACGCUUUGAAGGAAAAAUCGAUAUACUUGAAAAGCCAUGGUGGCAGGAAUUGGUCAUCACCCACCAGGAUUCUACACUGCCCUACAGGUGAUCCCAACUGAGGUUGCCAGAGGAACAGGAUGUGGAAUGCAGUCGCGUUUCAGAGAGGAACCUAAAGUCAGAAUGGACCAGGGGUCUUGCCCUGACCUCUGCCUCUUCACCCAACCCCCACCUGGUCAGGCAGUGACCCUGGAGGGGCUGGGAUGAUGCUGGGAGGGCCGUGAAAUGGGGAGCCAAUGGUGGGAGCAUGGUGAACAUGGAGAGCUCAGACCCCACACCAUCUGGGGAGGUGCUCAUGUGAUGCUGGGAGCACUAGGAAAGCAGGGAGCCUGGACACAGCACUCACUGCUCCUCCCAUCUGGGACAGGAUUGGGGUGGGUGAUGAGAAAAGUUUCCCGAGUAACACAGUUCCCAAUCCUGGCAGAAUGACUCACCCCAGUUGCACUCACAGCCGAGACCCACUCAGCCCCUGGACCAAUCUAACACAGGGCAUGGUAAAUCCAGGAGUGAAUACUACUGAGGCAUCUGCCAGGGCAUAGGAAACAGUAACAAGAGGACGGCUCAGCUAGUGGCUCAGACUAUCUUGCCCCACACUCUCCAAUAUUGAGAGCCUUGAGCCCAGGAGGUUGAGGAUUCAGUGAAUUAUGAUCGUGCCACUGCACUCCAGACUGGUGACAGAGUAAGAGUCUGUCACACAUGCUCACACACACAAAUUAAAUUGUGUGAGCAGUUGUCACACAGGGAGAUCUGGAUGCACUCACUGUGGACCCAGGUCUCAGGGAGCAGGAGGGUGUUCUGUAUUGUGGGAACAUGAGGGACACACAUGGGACGGGGCAUUUGUGCCUAGCUUUGAAGGGUGGCUGGCCCUUUGCCCAGGGGGAAGAGGCCAGCAGAAUGCACUAACAGUGGGGAACCACCAGGAACUUUCACUUGAACCUGCUCUGCUGAGCCCCCUGUGCCAUCCGUGGACCUGGGCGAGGGAGGCUGCCGAACUGGGAGCUCAGGGCCCAUCUCUCUGAGGAGCUUUCUAAAUCAGCAAGUGUGUCACAGGUUGAGAUUUUAGGAACGGGGUCCUCCAUGUUAUCCUCGAUUUUAAUAAGUAGACUCUUUUGGCCAAUCUGCAUUGGGCAGAGGAGGAACAAGACAUAAUUUUUAAUAUAUAUUUUUAAAGCUGUUUAAUUUUGGUAAAAACAUAGAAGAUAAAAUUUACCAUCUUGACCAGUUGUUUAGUGUACAAUAUGUUGUUUUAAACCUCUGGAACCCUGCCCGCUGCUCCUGUAAUAAAACCUAGCCCGGGCCAGGCGCGGUGGCUAAAGCCUAUAAUCCCAGCACUUUGGGAGGCCGAGAUGGGUGGAUCACCUAAGGUCAUGAGUUUGAGACCAGCCUGGCCAACAAGAUGAAACCCCAUCUCUACCAAAAAUACAAACAAUUCGCCGGGCCUGGUGGAGGGCGUCUGUAAUCCCAGCUACUCCGGAAGCUGAGGCCAGAGAAUCCCUUGAACCCGGGAAGCGGCGAUUGCGGUGAGCCGAGAUCACGCCACUGCACUCCAGCCUGGGCAACAAGAGCGAAACUCCGUCUCUAAAUAAAUAAAUGAAUAAUAAAACCUAGCCCGGACUGUAAUCACGUCCACUGGGAACUGGGGAAGUAGUGGCGGGGACGCGAUCAGUCCCGUUGCUGCGCCCAGAGCAUGAUGAGCCAGGGAACUCGCGGCGCAGGAGGAGGGAGGGAGAGUGUCGCGGACCCAGGCAGGGACAGGGAGACGCCGCCGCCUCUGAAUAUUCCUCUGCAAGUUUCUUCACCUUCAAUAAAAAAAGUUGUGAUGAUUAAAUGAGUCUGUCGUGGAAGGAACCGUGUCCUGGCAGGAGCCGGGCUGACACCCAGACACCAACCCGAAGGGGGCUGGGACAAAGGGGAGGGACGCCCGGAAAGGGGAGGGACACCGUCAGGGCAGCCAAUCAUAUUUCUAGCCGCGUGACGCGAUGACAGCGGGAAACGUGGGGCGCGCCCAUACAUAGGGAGGCUUUAAAACCUUGAGGUGAUUCAUCUUCCAGGCUCUCCUUCCAUCAAGUCUCUCCUCCCUAGCUCUCUGGGUCCCCAAUGGCAGCAGCCGCCGCUACCAAGAUCCUUCUGUGCCUCCCGCUUCUGCUCCUGCUGUCCGGCUGGUCCCGGGCUGGGCGAGCCGACCCUCACUCUCUUUGCUGUGACAUCACCAUCAUCCCUAAAUUCAGACCAGGACCACGGUGGUGUGCGGUUCAAGGCCAGGUGGAUAAAAAGACUUUUCUUCACUAUGACUGUGGCAACAAGACAGUCACACCCGUCAGUCCCCUGGGGAAUAAACUAAAUGUCACAAAGGCCUGGAAAGCACAGAACCCAGUACUGAGAGAGGUGGUGGACAUACUUACAGAGCAACUGCUUGACAUUCAGCUGGAGAAUUACAUACCCGAGGAACCCCUCACCCUGCAGGCCAGGAUGUCUUGUGAGCAGAAAGCCGAAGGACACAGCAGUGGAUCUUGGCAGUUCAGUUUCGAUGGACAGAUCUUCCUCCUCUUUGACUCAGAGAAGAGAAUGUGGACAACGGUUCAUCCUGGAGCCAGAAAGAUGAAAGAAAAGUGGGAGAAUGACAAGGAUAUGACCAUGUCCUUCCAUUACAUCUCAAUGGGAGACUGCACAAGAUGGCUUGAGGACUUCUUGAUGGGCAUGGACAGCACCCUGGAGCCAAGUGCAGGGGCACCACUCGCCAUGCCCUCAGGCACAACCCAACUCAGGGCCACAGCCACCACCCUCAUCCUCUGCUGCCUCCUCAUCAUCCUCCCCUGCUUCAUCCUCCCUGGCAUCUGAGGACAGUCCUUUAGAGUGACAGGUACUGUGGGCAGAAUUGGAAGUGGAGCAAGGAGCAGGUGGGUGAGGAGGCAGGAUGGGGAAAGAGAAUUCCCGGAGUCCCACCCCUCCCCGUGGCUGGGACCUUCUCAUCCUAACAUGAGACAGGUGAAUGAGACCUUGUGUCGCCUGUUGGCAAUGUUGGCAAUGACCUGGGCAGCUCAGCCCUGAAUUCUGGUGGAUUCUCACCUUCAGAGUCCAGAGGGAAAGGGAGGGGCCCAUACCAAGUCUCAGUGUCAUUGAGCUUGAGAGGGUUUAGCAAGUUCAGGCCUGAUGCAGAGCAGGUUUCUGUUUAGGAAGGGUGUGUGGCCUGCAGGCUGCAGGAAUUCAGACAUGGGCAAUCCUCUUAAUUGGGUUAGGUGCAUCAUGGUAGCUUUACAUGAGGUGUGACAGGGGAAGGGUGAUUCCAUCUCUGAGGCUAAGAGAGAUCUGGGUGUAAUCCCAGGAGGAGGGGGCUGGGAGAGCCUUGGUACACCUAAUUGAAAAGGAGGGAGUGCAGGGCUGCCUUCCCACAGAAAGUGGCUUGGGUUCCAGGAAAUAAGGUGGAAGGUGAAGAGUACAGGCUGCUCAAGAGAAGGAUUUUUAAAAAGUCAGUCCCAUGGACACGUGCAGCUCGAGUCUGGGCCCUGAGGCAGCUCCCCUGCCAUCAUCCUCCUGCACACCCCGGAUCCUGAGCCCACUGAUGGCCCUGCCUGGAGCAGAGUGGACUCAGAGGAAGGGGGGUCUGAGCUGCUGCUGGGGUUCCACCGGCACCACUGGGCUGGACAAGGAAUUGAUAAGGUGGAACAGGGACAGUCACCUUCAGAGCAAUGGGUGCUGCUCCCAGUGUGAGGAGAGGCUCAAGAAGAAGGGGGAAGAAGGAUGUUUGCCUGCAGGCCCACCCAAAGCCAAGGGCACAGGAAUAUGGAGCCCUCUUUUUGGAAGUCUGCCCCACCCCUUGCCUGUUUUAGGCCCUCACAUCAGAUGAUAAAGAGGGCCUUGAGUAAGGGGGCGGACCCAUCACUACUAGCUUCAGACCUGUGGGCCCCUCCACUCUAUCCCCUGGUCAGGUGCAGGGCCUGGGCUGACUCUGUGAUGUGACAGAGGAGGAAAGAGGUUAGUCCAAGCUGCAGUCACCAGGAUUGGGGCUCAAGGGAAAAAUAGGUUUUUUAGUGCAGGGGGCUCUGAGACAUGGAGUGACUAGGGAAAGAUUACCCUGGAAAAGUGAUCCGGGUUCUCCGCCCCUUAAACCAACAUUUGUGUCCUUUCUGAAGGUUAAAGAUGUUACCAAAAAGCCCCUGUGAGCACGGUUCGAUCAAACUCACCCUUCUGGCUGGCCACCUGCCCACCACCUACGGUGUAUGGCCAGCGGCCUCCAGCAGAUCAUGAUGACAUCAUGGACCCAAUAGCUCAUUCACUGCCUUGAUUCCUUUUGCCAACAAUUUUACCAGCAGUUAUACCUAACAUAUUAUGCAAUUUUCUCUUGGUGCUACCUGAUGGAAUUCCUGCACUUAAAGUUCUGGCUGACUAAACAAGAUAUAUCAUUCUCUUUCUUCUCUUUUUGUUUGGAAAGUCAAGUACUUCUUUGAAUGAUGAUCUCUUUCUUGCAAAUGAUAUCGUCAGUAAAAUAAUCACGUUAGACUUCAGACCUCUGGGGAUUCUUUCCGUGUCCUGAAAGAGAAUUUUUAAAUUAUUUAAUAAGAAAAAAUUUAUAUUAAUGAUUGUUUCCUUUAGUAAUUUAUUGUUCUGUACUGAUAUUUAAAUAAAGAGUUAUAUUUCCCAAAAACCU
Messenger RNA from Pan troglodytes (chimpanzee), 19213 nucleotides. Its product is annotated as UL16-binding protein 2. The record is from RefSeq and is a predicted model, not a curated record. Bases 16666 to 17406 code for a protein of 246 amino acids. The transcript has 8 exons. Gene Ontology annotation, biological process: antigen processing and presentation of endogenous peptide antigen via MHC class I via ER pathway, TAP-independent; positive regulation of T cell mediated cytotoxicity; antigen processing and presentation of endogenous peptide antigen via MHC class Ib. NCBI's taxonomy places the organism in Eukaryota, Metazoa, Chordata, Mammalia, Primates, Hominidae. Gene Ontology annotation, cellular component: external side of plasma membrane.